Molecule: messenger RNA, 7589 nt
Organism: Patiria miniata (bat star)
Lineage: Eukaryota; Metazoa; Echinodermata; Asteroidea; Valvatida; Asterinidae
Exons: 23
Coding region: 211-7152 (2313 amino acids)
Biological process (GO): regulation of synaptic transmission, glutamatergic; G protein-coupled glutamate receptor signaling pathway
Cellular component (GO): membrane
Molecular function (GO): adenylate cyclase inhibiting G protein-coupled glutamate receptor activity
Source: RefSeq, a predicted model, not a curated record
UAGCUGGCUUCCCAGCCCGGCCCCGGCCCCCGACCCCACACGUACACGUCCCUGUUGUCAUUUCGUUUGGCAGCGCUGCUCCACGGCCACCACACGUCACCGACACCGAGACCGAGUAUUGAAUCAUCACUGAAUGGGCAAAGAUGGCUUUCACUUUCUGUUUUGAAAUCAGUGUUCCUCAGUCAUCUACGACUGCAAGUGCGCAAGCACAUGAGAAGCGAACCCACCAUGACAAGGUACAAACUUCUCCAGAUCGUCCUCAUCAUUGGAUGCACCAUUACUCUGUGCUCCGCUCAGUCAUGCUACGGUCGCCAGCGGGGACAUCUUCCUGGCAACAUCACUUUGGGUUUCUUGUUCUCGUACUACGGAUACAAUGCCUCAAUGGAUAAGUGCGAUCCUGAGACGCCGAAUUUGGACAACAUUCAGCUGAUCGAAGCUGCAAGCAUGAUGUUACAAAACGCAGGAACUCCGGAAUUUACAUUUGGUAUGGAAUCGUGGGACACGUGUUCGUCAAGUCGUUCAGCAGUUGAGGCAUCGAUAGCAUAUCUCACAGAUCGAUUGAUGGAUCAAGAUGUGUGUUCUCCGAGUAUCGCCAAGCCUGGGGUAAUUGCAGGCUUGGAAAAUGGAGGCCAAGGUGAAGCUGUUGCCGGUUUGAUGAAUGAUGCCCGAGUUCCAGUCAUCAGCUUUGCUGCCUCUCAGCCGGCCUUGACCCAAGAUGGCCAGUUUCCUUACUUCUUGCGCACCCUGCCCAACGAUGACUUCCAGGCAGCAGGACUAGUGAAACUGCUCCAAAGAAUGAGCUGGAGUUAUGUAACCAUCAUCAAGCAAGACACAGCAGAGGACGAAGCGGCCUCGCAAGCGUUCCAGCAAGCGGCCCGUCAAAACUCAAUCUGCAUCGCUGCCGCUCUGCAAUUCUCCUGCGCUUCUUCCGACGAAGAUAUGGAUCAAAUUCUCGCUAACGUCACCAGGAAUACAUCCGUGCGUGUGGCCAUUGUUUUUGCGUCUCCGCCCGGUGGGGAGAAAUUGGUUUCUGCAAUUCAGCGAGCGGACACCUCGGCUCUGCAAUUUAUUCUGAGCAACAGAGCGACCAACAUGCUCGGCCCUGCACCAAACGUGACCAAUCUUCAAGGAAUGCUUGGUUUCAAAUUACCGGCAUAUCCGGCAGAAGACCGAUUUGAUAAUUACUUCAAAAGCCUGACACCAGACUCAGUUGACCCUGCUCGCAAUCCAUGGUUUGCGGAUUAUUGGCAGAGAAAGUACAAAUGCAAUCUCCCUGGGUCAGAAUCAUACAGAGAUAAUUGUUCCAGUGUCCACGUAGAGCUACACAAGAGCAGUUACGUACGUCACCCUUGCGUGUCUAGCGUAAUCGAUGCAGUAAUGGCCUAUACAAUCAGCAUUCAAAGCAUCUACAACAACUUAGGCUGUUCGGUUAUGGGUCAGUCAACGUGUGAUUCUCUACGCAGCGAACAAAUUUUAUCUUACAUCAAGAAUGUCAAUUUCACAAGGGAAAACGGCCAGCGUUUGGCGUUCCUCCCGUCUGGUGACCCUUACUACAGCAGACUGGACGUUGUGAACUUCAAAAGGACCAUGGAUGGAAAAUCCAAGAUUGAGCCUGUUGGCUAUUUUGAGAACGGCGAGCUAAGUUUAAACUCCACCCAGCUUCAGCUGGUAAACAGCAGCGGAUCGGUCCCUGUUCAGUCUGUGUGUGACCCUCCCUGUAUGGAUCCGGCUUGUGGAGAUAUAAUCGCACCACCUGAUGAACCCGUGGUCUAUAUACCAGGAGACGUCAUUCUCGGCGGAUUAUUCUCAGUCCACAACUGGAACGACAGUAAAUCAUCCUGCGGGUCUCUGGACGAAUCGGGUGUCAAACGCCUCGAAGCCAUGCUGUACGCACUCGACAAAAUCAACAACGACUCCGCCAUCUUGCCCGGGGUAAAACUGGGCAUGGACGGGUAUGACACCUGCGCGAGUCCCGAUCGCGCCGGUCACCAAGCCCUCCAGCUGGUCAGCGGGGGUCAGUUUGGCCAGAGCGGGUCCGGCCAGCGGCCCCAGCCUGGCGGUCUUACGGAGCACGUGUACGGUUUUGUAGGCCCUAACAGCGACGAGGAAUGCCAGUUAGUCAAUGGAGUUUUGAAUGUUUAUAGCGUGCCAAUGAUAUCCUAUGCGGCAACAUCUUCCUCCCUGAGCAAUUCGGCCGUCUACAAGAACUUUGCUCGUACAGUUUUCUCCAAUUCUGCUCUUGGAAUUUUGCUGCUCCAGGUUCUUUCAAGCAGAGGUUGGACCUACGUGCAGGCACUCCAUAGUAACCUGGCGACGGGGCGCUUCAUAACGGCAACGCUACAACAGACCGGCGCAAGGAUGGGUAUUUGUCUGACAACUUCCCAAGUCAUCCCGUCCUCUGGUAGCGAGGCUGAAAUGGAUGAAGUUUUCCAAAAAUUGCAGACUCGCCCUUCGGCAAAAGCGGUGGUUAUCUCGGCUACUAAUGACGACACGCGAGUCAUCUUGAAGGCCUUUCAAGACCGGAAGCUGUUUGGCCAGUUUUAUUUGAUUCUUGCCAGUGAGUGGUCGACCGACCCGAGUCUGCAGUCUGAAUUUGCUGGGAUUGCACCAGGGAUAACAUUCAUAUCGGAAGGGAAGCGCAGCUAUCCGAACUACAAGGCUUACUUCUCAAGAUUGAAACCCAGCAUGAACCGACGCAAUCCCUGGUUUGCUGAAUACUGGGCCAAGAAAUUCCAGUGCAACCUCCCGGGCGCUGGCACUGCUUACGCUGCAGAUUGCUCAGGCUCCGAGUCUCUCACACGUGACGACGGCGAAGACAGACGCAUCGCCCAGACAGUGGACGCCGUCUACGCAAUAGCGCGGGCCAUAUCCGGCCUCCAGGACCGCCACUGUCCGGGGGAGGCCCACGUCUGCCCCGAGAUGGCCUCAGCAACGGGGGAGGAACUCUUCCAGCUCUUAGUGUCCAGGGCUAGCCAAUUUACCAGUAUCAAUGACGAUCACACUGUUGCGAUUAGCGGAUAUGGCGACGUUUAUCCUGAUUUUGAAAUCUUCAAUGUGCAACGAACUAAUGGAACACUCACGGAUGUCAAGGUUGCCAAAUACCAGAAUUAUUUCUACCAAGAACUUGACAACAAGAUUAAGGUGUACAGCAAGGAGAACGACUCGUAUGUUGAGGUCUCCGACUCCAACUCGACCUCUGUUUGUAUGGGUCUCUGUGAUGACUGUAAAAAGGUUGAAAAGGUACCAGUUGCGGAGAUUUCCGGGGGAGACGUGUGGAUAGGAGGAUUGUUUGAGCUUCACGAACCCUCCCCAGACCACCUCCAGUGUCAGGAGGCCCUCAUUCCGUACAACGUCCAGCUACUGGAGGCGUUUCUGUAUGCCGUGGAACAAGUCAACAUGGAUUCCUCCAUACUGCCGGAUCUCAAGCUGGGUGCCAUUGGGUUCGACACUUGCGGAAGCGAAGACCGGGCUAGCAGGGAGGUGCUGAAUUUCGUCAGCGGGACGGUGGAGUACAGAUCGGGAUACCUACAGACCCGUGCCUCAGUUGUUGGCAUAAUAGGAGGUCAGACAAGCGGUACAUCAGUGCAAGUCGCCGAAGCUCUGACACCUCUUGGAGUUAACCAAGUUAGUUUCGGUGCCACGACGACCGAGCUUGACGAUUCCGACAAGUUCCCGUAUUUCCUUCGCACGGUGCCGUCUGACGAUAAGCAGGCCACGGCUAUCGUGGCCUUGCUUGACACUAUGAACUGGCUGUAUGUGUCUGUCGUUUACUCCGACACUACGUACGGGACCGAUCUCUGGAAAGGGGUCACCGAAAAAUUGUCCGGGACUUCCGUUUGCGUCGCAAUGAGCUUGAAGUUACUCGCGACAUUCAGUGAUGCGGAUUAUGAUAUGGUUGUGCGGCAGCUUCAACUGAACCCGUAUGCCAAAACAGUACUGUUGUUGACGUCCGAUAUGGAUGCCAGAAGCAUUCUCGAAGCCACCGAAAGGAAGAACGUCACCGAUCUCCAGUGGAUAGGAACCGACGCUUGGGGCGACCGCGAUUACGUCGUACAAAAUGCGCAGGUGACGUCGCGAGGUGCGCUCAUACUCCGAUUCAAACAAUCACCAAUGAUACAAGCCUUCAAAGACUACUUCACAAGUCGACAGUUGUACGGGAAUCGUCGCAAUCCGUGGUGGAUGACGUACUGGGAAGACACAUUCAUGUGCAACAAUUACGGUUCCACGAGGUAUAACGUCUCGUGCCCAUGGCAGCCAGAUUUCGAGUCUGUCUACAAACAGGAAACGGAGGUGUCCUACAUCUUGGAUGCCGUGCAGCUCUUCGCCACCGGUCUUCAUAGUGCCAUGGUGAACGAAUGCCCUGGAAUAACCAGAAAAAUCUGCGAUGAUGUUGCUUCAAAUCCGAGUAUCUUACAUCGUUACAUUAAAGAAGCAACUGUCACAAGACGUGACGGAUCAACUUUCAGACUGGAUGAAGACGGCAACGGGGAGCCGUUCUUCGAUGUGUUGCACAUCGAAGCCAAUGUGGUCAACGGCACUAGAGAGAAAAACUCCUACAGAAAGGUUGGAAACUGGACGCCAGGCGGAUUGAAUCUUGAUGCAGUACAGGUUGCUUCUCCAACCAAAUGCAUCGGACGUUGCGCAGAGUGUCGGAGAGUCCAAGAAACCACUUUUGUCGAUAUCCCUGCCCCGCUACGUAUCCUGGGCCUAUUCGACUUACACGCGUCAGGGGAUCACGUAGUUGAAUGUGGCGAGCUGAGAGACACCGGACUAGUCAACCUAGAGGCGAUGCUUUUUGCGAUUGAUAAGAUCAACGCGGACCCCGCGAUCCUGAAUGGCAUCACAGUGGGCGCGACCGCGUUCGACACGUGCGCCAGAGGGUCGCGCGGUGUGCGGGAUUUGUCGUCUGUGUUCAGGGGGUCUUCUCUGUCAGGGCAGGAUAGCGUCCAACAGACCUGGUCGUUGAUUGGUGGCGUGAUCGGCGGCGAACAGGACCAAGUCACUUUGGCCACUGCGUCGCUCACGAACCAGUACAAGUAUGCACAGAUAAGCUACGGAGCUGGCAUGACUGACGAGUCACUCGGUAAUCUUCUGAGAGUAGGACCUACCAUUGAGGAUCAGAUGCUGGCGGUCAUCCAACUGUUGCAGCGUUAUCAGUGGCAGUAUGUUGGCCUGAUCUCCUCUGCAUCAGCGUACCGCGUGCAACAGAGAAAUGCUUUCGUCAGUGCGGCCGCUCGCUACGAAAUUUGCAUCGGGACACAGGAAGAAAUUGCCACACAAAACGACAUGCCAGCUCUUCUGCAACAGAUCUCUACCGCCACAGGCCAAAACGUAGUCGUCUUAUUCACAGACAAGGAGGAUACAUUGCAACUCCUUGAGACACUUGAAAGACAAAGCAACGUGCGUCAUCUUACAUGGUUGAUCGCAUUCGGUGGCCUUACCGACAACGGCUUAUCUGGCAUCUCAUAUCUCGGCGCAUUUGCAAUCGACAGCGUACCGAAAGCGGUCCCCGAGUUUGAAGGGUAUUUCAAUUCCCUGACAGCAUCAUCAGAUCAACAGAAUCCCUGGUUUCCGGAAUUCCUGAGUCGAGCUUACAAUUGCAGUUUAGACAACACUGGCUCAGCACCGUGCCAAAAUUUCGAAAACGCCUCACUGCAAGUCACCCGCGAGAACUUUGCCCUUGCAGCGAACGUGAUAAACGCUGUCUAUUCCAUUGCUCAUGGCUUGCAAGACCUAAGAGACCAUAACUGUGGAGCUACGCCAGGCUUGUGCGCAGCUUUUGUGGGAUUGAGUGCCGAUGAACUACAACAAGGAAUAAGGGAAACUUCGUUCACUGGCCCGGACGGAAGCACGGUUGACUUUGAGAAUGGUGCGUCGACGGAGGAAUUUGCGAUUUGGAACUACAAACAGAUAAAUAAUGCCAAUCAGUUUGUUAAGGUUGGAACCUGGAUGUCAGGGAACGUCUCCAUCCAAGACAGCCAGGUGUCAUUGUACGAUCUUCAAGGCCAACUUGCCAUGACGCCAGUGCUGUCUAAAUGCCUUGCCAACGAUCAAUGCAGUGCCCAUUGCCCCUUCAUAGUCCCAGCUACAACGCCCUCUCCAACAAACCCUCCAACAAACCCCCCAACGAACCCCCCGACAAACCCUCCAACAAACCCACCAACAGACCCUCCAACAACCCAAAAACGCAGCGGCACCGCGAAACCGCUACGGAUCAUUUCACACCUAAAAUCAAGCUGGUUCAUAAUACUCAUGAUCAUUUCAGCCAUAGGCAUGUGCUGUGCGCUUAUCAUGAUGGUCGUUUUCUUCGUCAACCGCAAGCACGCAGUCGCGCAGGCCAUGUCCCCGUUCCUGAGCAUCACGCUCUUGGUGGGGGUCGUCCUGGUGUAUCUGUUAGUCCCGAUUUACGCCGCGCCGCCCAGCAACGUGAUUUGCGCCCUGCAGCGAGUGUGGCCCGGCAUUGCCUUUGCCGUUGUCCACGCGACCGUUUUAAUCAUGGCGAUUCACUUGUACUGGCAGUCAAUGCAAGUCCAUGCGGUUUCCGGUAACAAGCUGGAUUUGAAAACAUCGGGGUUGGUGACGUAUUUUGUCAUUCUGAUGGCUAUGGAGUGCGUGAUCGUGGUGGAGUGGCUGAUCUUGCAGCCUGCCGAAGUUGUCGAGAAGGCCGAGCUAGAUAGCCCCGACGGAAACGGAUCCCUGACGGCCAUUUGUGCGUUUGGCGACCAGAUGCCGGCAUCCCUGUGCUAUGUGUACGUGCUGCUCGUUCUGGCGUUCGUCAUCAUCCUUCCAGCCUGGAGAAAGAAGAAUAUGAUCUCGUCAGUGGAGCUGAUAACAUUGCUGUUUAUGAAUGUGGGCAGCAUGGCUCUCAUCAUCGUCUGGAUACUGGUCGAUCUUUUCGGAUUUGAGAGCACGCGCCAACUAACCGUUGCCGUUAUCGCAACCAUCCAGGCCACACUCGUACUCUGUCUGUGCGUACCACGUGCCAAGAAUGUUAUCACCAAGCGUGGAACCUACAAGGAUACUCCCAAUGUUGAGCUUACCGGACAGAUGUCUGUUCCUGGAGAUCCAGCGGAUGACUUGUAUGACGACGACAUCAGUAUGACUGGAAGCCAGGUACAACUCUGCGAGACAUCGGCAACAUUCAAAGCCUAAAAGGCCGACACUAUUCCAAGCUUGGGCCAAAAAGGGGAAGUAUUUGGGGGGAUAUUGUUCAUUUGAUGAUAUAAGCAUGGCUUUUGGCAUACGGUCAGAGUAUAUCAUGAUAAAGAUAUUUGGCUAUAGGGCCAUCGCAGAUUUGUCCUUUGAAAAAAAGAUUUGUCCUUUGACAAAAUAAAAAAAAAUGUGUCCUUUGAAAAAAAAGGACAAAUCUGCUAUUUUCCCUUUGCCUACCGCACCCUCCAAUUUACUUGAAUAUUUGCCAAAAAUGAAUUCCUGAUAUUUGCCAAAAUUGAAUUGCUUUAAAAAAAAAUAUAUUUUUCACUUUUGCCUUUUGCAAGGAAAUAACUGAAAUUGGGGAAACAAAGGGGUUUUAGUGACAAUUUGAUUUACAGCUUUAGUUUCGUGUACAUUUUCUUGUAGAGUUUAUAAAC